GGUCACUUGUGUUAAGCGUGUCGUACGGGAAUUAUUUCUCUGUGUAACUCUUUGUGUGAGAGAAGAAUGGCAAUACCUCAUAGCAUUUUACUGCUGCUGUUCGUGACGUCCAUGUGCGUGAUGGUGACAUUAGGCGCACCGAAUUUUUCCUACAUCAAAGGGAACGUGUCCUGCACGAUCGUGAAUCUUACCGGCGAAGGCAAGCCCGAAGACUAUUCCUUUCUCACUAACAGCACCGAGGAACUCAUUUUCGAUAACGCAACGAUCGGUGUGCUUGAUCUAACGCACCCGCUCGCUAGCAUACGGCCCUGGAAAGUGGUGCUCACCAACUCGAACGUUACACGCGUACUGUUUCCGGCAGCGAUGAGUGCCAGUGUAGUACACCUGACGCACAUGGGCGUUGAGGAUGUACAGUUCGAAAACAACACAAGCUUGCAGGACUUCCGUGCCGACUACACUUCGCUGCAGGUAGUGUCACCGACCGUGUCCAAGCUGCUGACGCUCGACAUCCUUUGGAUAACGCACUCACAGCUGACCAACUUUAGCUUCGAUGUGUUGGAAAACUCGCCCGUCUCUUUGCUGUAUCUGGUGGGCAACAAGAUCGAGCUGGUCACGAUCACGCCCGGGCUGGUGUGUUGCCGCAAUUUGGAAGAACUAUUCCUCUCCGGCAAUCAGCUGAAACGGCUCGAUUUCGGCACGAUGGCACUGAUGAGCAAAUUGAAAACGAUCCUGCUGGAGGGCAACCGAUUGACUGAGGUGCAGCUAAACCUGCCGGAUAGGGAGCACCAGCAGAUGACGGUCAACGAGGCGGGCGAUGUGCAGACGUUUUGCUCGUGGCGUACGUACUACAUUGAGCAGGAGCAGAAGACUCAAGACGUGCCCAGGCCCAACUGUACCGACUACUUUGCGACACUGCUAUCGGUUCACAUGCCCAGGAACGCGUUUGAGCAUAUCGAUUUUGGCGUCUUCCGCCUGAUGAAUAAUCUAAACUCGCUGGAUUUAACGAAAAAUCGACUGCUGGAGCUGGUCGCAACCGAGGAGAAGGUGCCGAUAAGGUUGAGCGAGCUGUUCGCCUCCAACAAUAACAUAUCGGACGUAUAUCUACGCCCGUUCCCGGCAAUGAAAGCGAUCUAUCUGUAUGACAAUAAUGUAAAUGCGCUCAACAUGAGCAGCCUGCCAGAGGAGCUGGACUACUUGAACCUGGUCAACAAUCCGCUCGAUUGCAAUGAGCUACCGCAUAUAAACAGCAGCGUAAAAGCCCUGGGACCAUACACGGAGUGUUAGUGAAGCUGUGCUGAACUCUGUCCGCCGGCAAAAGAACUUGUAUUUCUGUUCAACUGUUUGUGAAUGUUCAGUUUAUAAUAGCUGCUCCUGGAGUUGUUUUAACUGUUUGUAGAAUAAACAUUAGAUCAGGGUUUGGUGGAAAGUUUGGGUAGUAAAGUUCAAUAUGUAAACAUUGAAACAUUGUACUGUAACUGUGAUGCUUCGUUAAUUUAGAACGACCAGCUAGCAAAAGAACCCCCUGCCGUAGUCAUAUCGGUGAAAGGGAUAACUUUCACUAGGUAUGUAUUUUGUCUUGUGUUAUUGCAGGAUACAUAAAUUAGAAUCUUUGCGGGUUGAGGCACACCAUAGGUCAGAAACGACGGUAGAAGAGAAAUUAAAUUACCAAUAUCAUGCGUUUACUGCUUUUGCAACAUCGCAACUAUUCCCGACACACGCACUUCGACGUAUAUAUCCAUUGCAAAGAUGGUGAUGUUACGGGGAGCGAUCAGUUUGAACUGCAGCUUAUAAUCCCCCGGUGGUAUAUUUUUCGGCGCGUGACGCUCUUGCAGGUACCACGAAAAAUUGUACGUACGGUUCUGAAAUCAAGAAAUGAAUAAAAAGGAGGGCUUUCCAACCAAAGCUUUUCCUACAUUACUUACGCCCGUGGGACACGGUACCAGCAGCUCCGGAAGCGUCUCUUCAAUUAUAUCAUACACUUGCUUUUCCACGCUGAACUGUGGAGGGUGUCUGAUAUAUUCACAACCAUUGCCUUCUACAGUGAUCAAGAAUGGUUGAUAGGUACUGUAUUUGUAGAAUAGUAAAACCUUGACCAUGACAAUAUCAUAGAUUUUUGGCACAUUUACGGACACAUUGACCAGUGUGGGUGCGUUUCUUCGUGGGAUGCUUUUGCACGCGUAAACCGUGGACUCUUUGUACGGAGUGUCGAUGCAGACGUAUUUCUUGAUCCUGAGUGAGUACGAAUUGGCGUUAGUGCAGUACGACUGCAAACAGGCCAGCAGUGAUAUACAUAUGAAGUAUAGCGCUACGUAAAAUGUUUGUCCGUACAUCAGUGCGGAUGGUCUCAUUGUCAGUUCACCAGGAGAAAUAGAGAAGUGUUGCAAUGUAACAACCGUUUAGGUAUGUUUUCAUUACGAACAAUUAGAAUAGAAAUGGCUUUAUAAUUGCGAUGUUAUCCGGUAUUCUCUGAAUUAAGGUAAAUGUUUGUGUAUACUAACGUAUCGUCAUCGCAUGCAUUGGGGUAUGAACCUGGUAACGCUUACUAAACGCGAUUAUUGACCGCCUUCUGCAGCAACCUGGCAAGGUGUUUGGGGCUUGAUCGGAACUGCCGUUGGCCGGUUUCGGAUUAUCUGUGGCCAAUUGUACGCACAAGCCGGAAAAGAUCGACGAUCGAUCGUUCGAUUGCUUGCUGCAGGUGUUGCUGCAGGCAGCUGUCCGAUCUGAAUUCUACGCAUCGCGAUCAGCUAUUGCCUAACUUUUGGGGUGAAAAUUGGUUUCUCUGGAUCGUCCGGAACAUGCAUCUACGAUUGUUAUUAAGCAUGGUAAAUCAUCCAUUUGAUUGCAGCUUGUCAAGGAGCAGCCACUUGGUCUCUGACCGUUAACCUCUUACGGUAUGAAACAGGCGUUGAGUUUGUUAGAAAAAGCUAUAACUGUGUAUGUGUGUGCUACGCUUCGAACCCCAUGGAGGGUACCAAAUUUAUGAACUUGUUUUGCAAAACAAAAUGGUAAGGUGGGAUCCGUUCGACAAACCUCACCCGUCCCUCCCCGGAUGUUGCGAUGCUUUAUAGCCAGUUUGGAUAUCAAUUGGAACGAGGAAACAAAAAAAAAAAAACAGUUCAACGUUCAGGGCGGGAAACGAACAAAAAAGUACAACAGUCACAAUUUGCAUUUCUCUUUUAUUGCAAACGAAUAUUGUAAUCUGUUACCGCAAGCAAAUUCCUGACCUCGUUACCAUAAAUCCAAUCAUGGGAAGAAAAACGGAACAAUGUUUUGCUGGACAGGCAACAGCAAGUAACGACUUAAAGCAAACCAGAUGACCCGGCCGAGGAAGUUAGGCGAGCGGUUUGACGACGAAUUAUUUAAAUUUCUGCCGAAUUAUUUCUGUCAGCCAUCGGUUAAGUUGCCACCGCCGCCGCCGCCGCCAUCGCCGUUGUUGUUCGUCCUCCCUGGUGCGUGUUGCAAAUGGCGUCGCUGGUGCCAAUCGGGUGCGCUGGUGGAAACAAAAGUGCAUGUAACGCAUUAAUGCGCUACCGCUACCGAGACCGUGCCGUGGCUGCCGGCUGCUGACUGCUCUCUCGCUGCCCAGAAACCAAUCAUCAUGCGAGGUGGAAUAAAAUUAUCGAAAUUUCGGUUGUGCGUAUGCAGAAAAUAAUCAAUUCGUACGGCGAAUCGAGGCCAUCCCAACUGCUGAGCUCGGCUGUGGGCUUGGUGACAGCGAAACGCUACAAAUAUUUCAAAUCAACGGGAAAUCGAACCAUAAGUAAAAAGCGCACCGGGACAAGAAAAGCGCGCUACAUGAUGUAAAUGCUGGCCAGCAUUCCGGCAGUCGUUUGUUUAGCGAUUCAGGCGAGAGAGGGAGUAUAAAUAUUAUUCAAAAUAAAUACCAGCAAGUAAGGAAUUUGUAUUAUUCAAAUGUCUUCCAACAAUUCGUAAAUGUUGGAAACUUGUUUCAUUCGUUUGUUGUUGCCUUUUUUUUCCUCUCGCCCCGUAAUUCGAUUCCAUUGUCAUGAAUCGUUCCUCUCAUAACACCUCGCGUUUAUCGCGAUGGUGUCCGAUGGGCAAUAUAAAUGAUUGGUUUGGCAAGAAUCUUCCUGGAAGCGACCGUUUGUGUGAAGAUUUGAGUGCUGGGAAUUGCUGGGAGAGAACGCAAGGAACAGAUCGCCACAGUAUUAAUGGUGUCCGUUGUAGCGUCAGAACCGCCAAAUACAGCUUAAUACCGUAGUGUGCCGUAGUGGGUUGAAGUAACGAUAGAAACAAGGCUUCAUUAGGCAAAGGUAACUAGCCAACAGUCGGUAAUAAAUAAAGCCACCAGACACACUCGCAGACAGAGCGCUUCUGUCUUAGCGUCUCUUGCCCAUUGAAAUGGGGGGGAACACAACACAAACGACGAACGUUCGUGUCUGCCGUUAGACCAAUCCCAUAAAGCAGCGCCGCUGCUUAACACACUUAGACAAGGCCCCGGAUCCAGUAAAAUUAAACAGCCAUGGAAAACAAUAUUGUUAUUAUCCCCUUUUUUCCCCCCAAAGCGCUUUGACCGCUGGUCAUGGGGUGCAAAAGUCGCGCAAUUCAAUUGAUGAAGCACGCGGCAAAAGCGUAUACAACUCGAAGCGCAGGCAAAAUAUAAGUAAUGCGAACGGAAACCACCGCCGCGAAAGCUCUCCACGCCGCCCGCCGCCAUUGUGUCCACCGUUGCGAACUGCGACAACUUACGGUGUAGUUGUUGCAGGCGACACUGUAAGAUGUCUUCACUCGCAGAUAAAAUCGCUCGUUGUCGUUGUCGCCUGACAAAGGGCAAACGACGAAUUCUGGUGGGCAUUUGGAGCGGCAUCACGUGGACAGAAUGGGGGGGCGGGGUGCGAGGAAGGUGAGCAGUGUGGGGCAGGCUUUGAUCGAAACGACAGCCAAGCAACAAAAAACGAGCAACUCCUGACUUCUGUGGUGCCGUUACCGCACCCCUCUCCUCCCCUGAAGCCUACCGACAUGCACACUUUCGUUUCGCCAGUGGGUGGACAGUAGAAGUCAGUGAGGGGACAAUGUUAUUUGUUCCGACAGCACCGUGGUACACCGAUCCGGCAGCAGCAGCAGCAGCAGCAGCGUGAGUGCAGGCGGGGUGAGUAAUGCAAAGGAAACAACCAGCUACAAAUCAAAGUCCCAAACAAUAAAUACAACACACAGGCAAACACAGUUCAUGUCCGUACUAGCUCCCAGCGCGAUAAGAAGAAGCUAUCGAUCCCUAAGCCGCGGAGUCGUUGUAAUCUCGUUGGUAUGAUCAGGGAUUUGCAUCAGGCAUCAGCAUACUGCUGCCUGCUGCUUCACCCCGCACGUACGUUCGCACGGCAAGCGCGAGAAGGUUCGUCGUUUGUACGCGCGGGGGUCGCCGUCGUCGUCGUCGUCGUCGCCGUGGUCGUUGUGUGUGCUUUGUGUUGGGUGUUGCAGCUUCCACCAGCUUCGGUGUUUAUGUCUCGUAGACGGGCGUCAUCGUAUAUUUGAAUGGUUUUGAGGGUUCCGUCGUAGCGUAAUUCAUACAACGGAAAUACAAAAAAAAAACGCGAGAAAAGAAAACGAUCUUGCUUGCGAAUUAAUGUUUCAUGUAGUCCGGAUAGCGGCUCGGCUGCAGAGGCGUGAUUCAGUGAUGCAGUCGGGCUGAGGGCUGUACCCAAACCCAAACCCUGCAUCCCUUUUUCUUCAGGGGGGAGUGUGACCUGUGGGGAGGGUCGUUGAUGUAAGGCGGCCGCCCAAACAAUAUAUGGGCCUUAAUUGCUAACUAAUAAGGUGGAAGCUUGUCCGAACGGGCACACUUACCUGGUUAGAUAAAUUUGGCUGUCAUUGCGUGAAAUUCUAGCCCCGGCUCUUGACGAGUCGAAACGACCUAACAACCAUCAACCAUCAACCUACCAAGCAACCAACGCGACCGACCGAUCGUCUCGACGGUGAACCGUUUGCAUGUUACUGAAGAUGAUUAUAAAUAUUUAUAUUUUACAUCGCGCUUCGAAUGAUGAAACCAUCGCGCAGACGGUAAAGAAACGAUCAACUAUCUUUCAUCAAAUCCUGCCUGCUGAUGACAAGGAAACCGGUUCCGCUUUUCCUUCGUUCCCGUCUGCCGUUGCUGCUUGCUCGGUGUACGUACCCACGGUGUGUGCGUGUGUGUGUGUGUUUGUGUGUUUCAACCCCGUGAAAUCGAUCCGCAGCGAUCGCGACGACGACUGUGAGCCGCGCGCGCUCCCUAUCGUGAUCCCGCUUCCUCUUACAUCUUGGGCAUCAUUUUAAAUUGGUCCAUAGCGCUGCCCAGGUCCCAUGCCCAGGCGCUUAUAAAUCGUUUCCAGCUUCACCUGCAACAUAGUGUUCGUGGCCCUGUUGCGGAAUGGCCACUACGGCAGCAGCAACCACAAAAAAGAAUGGAAAAAAACAAAACCGAAUCUCUCGUGACUUGCAUGAUAGCAGAAGAGACCCUCACUCGCGCUCGAUAAAUGACGGCAUGUAAGGCUAUCAUUUUCAAAUUAACAGAGCAGAAGAUUUAUUAUGCGCGUAGUUUGGGAGAGUUUGUGGAAUUUUAUUUAUUUAUCUAUGGCUGUUCACGGGCCCACACAACUAUUAACUGUGCCACGGCUUUGCCCCUGGCCUGGCACCGUGCGGCACGCAGUAAGCAAGGUCCUGCCAAUGAUCCGCUUGAUGCCUUCCAACUGCUUUCAACUUUGUUGCAAUUUAUUUUAUUUUUUUUUUGCUGCUUAUGCAAUUAUUCUUACCCUCGUUUACUCUUUGGCAGGAAAGUUCAACAGUUACAAUGGUUCGGUUGAAGGGUGCAGUAAUUUUCACUUCUCGCCGCUCCAUCCCGAACGGAGGGGGGGACGGUUGAAAAAAUCAAUUAAACGAUAAAGAUGCUAGACUGGUGAGCAUUCAAUCAGCUAAUCAAUUACGAGUGGGAGGGUCCGAGGGGGUGUGGGGGGAGAGUCUGAAAAGGGCAUGACAGGUUAACAGAAAAGAAAAAAAAAAGCCGAACGAGAUACCUCGAUCGAGAAGGGGCACCGCGAAACGAGCGUCGAUCGGUGAUUGAACAGCGUUUUGUCGCCUAAAACCCGGCCUAAAAUAUGCCGUCAACUUCUGAACGGUAAGGAAUGAAUGCUCGGCUACGGCUUGAAGCAUUCAGCCCCCUGGUAAGGAAUCUCGGGGGUAGCGCGCUAGUCAUCGGUAUGUCAGGACUGACUGAAUUGGGUUAAUAUAGAAAACAAUUUAGCAGACAGCGCAACAGUGAAGGAAGGGAUGGGUAUAAUGAAGUAGCAGUCCAAAGAAAGGGAGCCCUCUCUCUCUCUCUCUCUCAGUCCGGGUGAUAAGCAAAAGCAACAGGAAAGGUAAGGUGGAGGAAUUAGAGAAGCAAAAGGAAGCAUUCGCGAACAUCGAAUAGUCGAAAAAGCGCUCGGGCUUCCAGGCUAACGAUGGAAAAUAAUUUAUUAUCGACAAAUGAUUUGUUCUUUUUUAUCUGCUUUCGAAACCGGACCAUGCCAUGCCCGUCCGCGCCCAGUUAUCAUCCUGUACGGUGGGGAUGAGAGGCAGGGGGUGUUCGCCCAUGCUCUUCUAUGCAUAUUUGGGCAUCGUGCGCUUGUUCGAAUUUAUUCCUAUCUAGAUUGAUUUAAGCAUAAUUCUUGUAAAUAAAAUGAAUAAGAAGAUCGACUCAAUGAACAUUGUUGAUCGAACGAACGAUGUGUAGAUCGAUGAGUCGUUCGAUUUUUUUUUCGGUUGGGAUGUUGUGUGGGGUGAACUAGUAAUGUGUGGUGAAUUUGAUAAAAAACCAGACAGUGGAGGAAGGAAUGUAUACACCGCCGAGCGUUGCGUUGUGCCAAACAAGCGUGCGGAGGGAAAAUCAAUUAAAAUCCAAUGACGAUCAAGUUCUGUGUGUUGUUCGUGUUCACGGGCUCAAACACGGGAGCGGUGGUUGCAUGGUGGUGUGGAUGGGUUUGGGAGGAUUAGGAAAGAGCGCGAUGGAAAUCAGAACCACACCGGAUUACAGUUACCUAAUUUGUUGUGUGUUGUUGUAAGCGGGUUAGACUUCGUAAUGUCUUUUUCUUUCAAUUUCUCCUCUUUUGUUGGGCACACACACGCACAUACACACACAUACACUGUGGGAAGUGAUAUCGCUAUAAUCUUUAAUUUAGUGUUGCAAGCUUAUUAUAUUCGGCUGACGGUUGGCCAUAGCUUUAUUCUAGCAGAGAGAAAUGGAAGACUUAAUGUCGCUUUGCCCUUGAAAUAGAGUGUGAUCAAUUGUAGUAUAACAAAAGCUACCUUCUCAAAACUGUCAACAGUUUUGAACAACGUGAAACAUAAGAAACAAAAAGUAAAAUAGCAAAAGUACUCUCCAGGUGCAACAAACCGACUGAAUACGCUGUGCAAAGAAAGAAGUAAAGUUGAAAUUAAUUUAACAAACAUCAAUUUAACAUACCCGUACGGGAUGAGUGCGCUUGAAAGGUGCGAACACUUCCGUUAACACUGGCGCAUGUUUAUGUGGGUCUUAAGGCAGCGAAGAAAUGGCGCUAAAGAAAUUUUCAACUAUGCGUGUAAGAUAUCCCUAGUGUGUGUAGAGCGCGAACAAAGGAAAGCAUAACACUAUUAACAGUGAAUUAAUUAUCAUGAAAUGAGCGCUACCUGAAUCGAACCGAACGGAAGGAACAAAUGAGGGGGAGAUGCGGACCUAGACCCGGAUGGAAGAUUAUAAAAAAAAGACACAAGGAAAUGUUUUAUAUUUAAAAGAGCGCUCGGAAAUUGGUCUGUGGCAGGUGGCAUGGAAUGAAGAACGUGUGUCAAUUCCAAAGCAAUAGUAUGAAGAUUGGAGGGAGAACGAGUGUGUGUGAGAGAGAGAGAGAGACAAGGAACACAUCCAAACAUCAAAGCACUUACCGAAUCGGAACCACCGGCCAGCCAGCCGACCGGAAGUACGAGGUCACUCCAAAAAGGGCUAAAGUGUUUGAAGUGACUGACCGUGGUGUGCGGGGGAGUGGAGGUGGCAGGUAGCCUACAAUACGCGAACGCUAACAUUUUCAUAACAGUGAUGAAAUAAAUCAAAUGAAUUCCGCGUGCCAUUCCCGCAUGCCAUUUCCGCCGAAGAGCUAAAAUUAUCAUUCCGUCCCAGAUGAUGGAAUUAGAUGCUGACCGGAGAGCCGGAGUAACGUGUGCCGCCGGCCAGCCGGUUGGUGCUAUGUGUAGUUUGUGAACCAAAUUAAAAUAAUAUAACAAUAAAAACGGUACCAUCUAA
Messenger RNA from Anopheles coluzzii, 9241 nucleotides. RefSeq lists its product as uncharacterized. Lineage: Eukaryota; Metazoa; Arthropoda; Insecta; Diptera; Culicidae. The transcript has 2 exons. The record is from RefSeq and is a predicted model, not a curated record. The coding region runs from base 67 to 1284 and encodes 405 amino acids.